Molecule: messenger RNA, 910 nt
Organism: Parathielavia appendiculata
Lineage: Eukaryota; Fungi; Ascomycota; Sordariomycetes; Sordariales; Chaetomiaceae
Product: DUF636-domain-containing protein
Exons: 7
Coding region: 245-910 (221 amino acids)
Molecular function (GO): carbon-sulfur lyase activity
Source: RefSeq, a predicted model, not a curated record
CUUAGUUCCGAGGCAGUCAACGAGUAGAUGAGGAACAUGCCAAACGCUUUGUGUAUCCCUCACCGGAACAACUAAACAUGUAACACACAACGCCUAUACAUUCGCCCCUUGUGGUGAAGGAGCGUGAAGAAUUAAGGAACUGGAUCGUUGGCUUCUUUCAAUCGAGGGGAGAUACCUUACCUCAAAGGCCGACCCCAUCAAGUACUGGGUGGACCGCCGAUUCGAAUAUUCCCGAUUGGCAAAGAUGGCCUUUGACGUGCUCAACGUCCCGCCGAUGGCAGCCGAGUGUACACGGCUCGGGACUGAAGUGAUCUCUGCCGCCCAGACGAUUGGAUCAGACAUCUCCGUGGCUCAGCUAGAAAUCCCGACCAUCUUGAUCUUCGAGUUCCUGAGUGAAAACAACAAAAGCGCGAGAACGGCAACACAAAUCGCCAUAAGACGAGCCUAUUUCGCCGCUCAACCCCGGACUCACUACCUCCUAGAGCAACAACAAAUUAUGGCCAUUCAUAUGCAAGGGCGCUGCGUCUGCAACAAGCUGCAGUACUCGCUCCAUCUCAACUCACCGGAGGCCGCCCGCACGACGCUCUGUCACUGCUCCAGUUGUCGCCGCGCGUUUGGCACAAAUUACGGCCUGACUGCGAAGGUUCCCCUGGAGGCCUUCAAGUAUGAGAACGGUUCGCCAAAGAUGUACAAGCAGAAAAACGGCGUGACGAGAGAGUUCUGCGACAGUUGUGGGGCUUAUAUCUGCGAAUAUGGUGAAGAGGCAGCCGACAAGUUCCGCUACAUCAUGUGGGGAUCGCUCGACGAGCCUGAGAAGGUUCCGCCCAAGGGCGAGUUCUUUUGCAAGAAUCGACCAGAUUGGAUGCCCGAGCUUGAAGGUGUGUUUCACAAGAGAGAGAUCAAGGAGUGA